Molecule: messenger RNA, 1342 nt
Organism: Syngnathus acus (greater pipefish)
Lineage: Eukaryota; Metazoa; Chordata; Actinopteri; Syngnathiformes; Syngnathidae
Gene: ptpn2b
Product: protein tyrosine phosphatase non-receptor type 2b
Exons: 10
Coding region: 180-1298 (372 amino acids)
Biological process (GO): protein dephosphorylation
Molecular function (GO): protein tyrosine phosphatase activity
Source: RefSeq, a predicted model, not a curated record
GUCAUCUAGCGAAAAGUGACGACCAGCUAAAGAAAGCUUACCAUAGGGAAGUCAUAAUUCCUCUUAAACACGUACACGCAAAAGAAGCUCCUUUGUUUUUGUUAACAUUAUUUGGAUCGGCUGACGAUAUGAGUUAGCUAGUCUUGGCAGGUCAUAACACUGGGAUUACCUCGGUGAAAAUGGAGCGAGAGUUUGAGGACAUAGAGUCGGAGGGCCGGUGGCACAAAUUGUACAUGGAAAUCCGAUGUCAGUCACAUGAGUGCUCCUAUAAAGUAGCCAAGUAUCCUGAGAAUCGCAGCCGCAACAGAUACAGAGACGUCAGCCCAUUUGACCAUAGCCGUGUGAAGCUGAAAAACGCAGACAACGACUACAUCAACGCCAGCCUGGUGGUGAUGGAGGAAGCACAGAGACGAUACAUAUUGACUCAGGGUCCCCUCAGGAACACGUGUGGCCACUUCUGGCUCAUGAUCUGGGAGCAAAAGACCAAAGCCAUUGUUAUGCUUAAUCGGGUGAUUGAGAAAGGCUCGGAAAAGUGCGCUCAGUACUGGCCUGUGACCGAGGAGCGUGAGAUGGCCUUCAGAGACACGCGGUUCUUGGUCACGCGGCUGUCAGAAGAAGUCAAGUCUUGCUACACCACCAGAGUGUUGGAGCUGCAGAACAUUAGCACUGGGGAGAAGCGGGAGAUUCACCACUUUCACUACACAUCGUGGCCCGACUUCGGCGUGCCCGAGUCACCUGCGUCUUUCCUCAACUUCCUGUUAAAGGUGCGCGACUCAGGGGCACUGGGGGCAGACAACGGCCCAGCCGUGGUCCACUGCAGCGCGGGCAUCGGACGCUCGGGGACGUUCUCGCUGGUGGACACGUGUCUCGUGCUGAUGGAGAGAAGGAAAGAAGAGUCGCCAUUGGACAUCCGCAGGAUCCUGUUAGACAUGCGGAAGUACCGCAUGGGUCUCAUACAGACACCUGACCAGCUGCGCUUCUCCUUCAUGGCUGUCCUUGAGGGAGCAAAGUGCAUCAUGGGAGACUCGUCCGCGCAGACUCAGUGGCGAGAGUCGGCCCGGGAAGACCAGGAGCCCACCGCCGACCCGCCGGAGAAAUGCAACGGCGGCCAGCGGGCGGGACUGCCUGGCAAGGAAGACGACUACAGACAUGACGCCGAGAAGCCGAGCCAGUCGCCUGACCAGGACAACAACACACACAAACGACGCAGGGAUGACAGAUUCUCCAUAGCUCAAAGCCAAAGGAUCAACGACGCCGACAGAAAGCGGAAAAGUUUGGGCUGCAUUUGCUGCUCGUGACCCAGCACCCUCAGUUUUACGGUUUACAAAUAGCUCCUGAUCUC